This is a messenger RNA of Botrytis byssoidea, 513 nucleotides long. RefSeq lists its product as uncharacterized. Gene Ontology annotation, biological process: protein phosphorylation. Gene Ontology annotation, molecular function: ATP binding; protein kinase activity. The record is from RefSeq and is a predicted model, not a curated record. NCBI's taxonomy places the organism in Eukaryota, Fungi, Ascomycota, Leotiomycetes, Helotiales, Sclerotiniaceae. The transcript has 2 exons. Bases 1 to 513 code for a protein of 170 amino acids.
AUGUCACGGAGUGAAGUACGCGAUAUACCAUUUGCAUCUGCCAAGGUUGUCCAAAGAAGUGACUCUGGAAAAUGGGUUUUGAUAAACUCAGUCCCAUGCGAUCCCGAUGGCGAUGUCAAUUUACAAAUGCAAGAUGCGAGAGAGCUGGCGAGAAAGCUUUCUAAUACAGAUCCAUUAGACCUAUGUGUACUUCAGUGUCAAGGUGUAAUUCGGGCCAUAAAACUCGGCAAUAGGAAGCCAUCUUCUUUUGAGUUUAUCUUCCGAAUCCCUCAAGAGCUCAGUGAUGAGCCCAAAAGUCUUCGCGAUUAUCUCUCAUCACAGAUCAGCCAUACUCUUACGGACCGAUUCAGAAUUGCAAACCAGUUAGUCAAGUCUAUCAGCUAUAUGCACACUCUUGGAUUCGUACACAAGACCAUCCGCCCUGAUACUAUCCUUGAAUUCCAAGACAAAAACUCGGUCCUUGACUCAAUUUUCCUGGUAGGUUCUCAAAACUUUCGCAUGGCCGAUGGUUGA